AUGACUCCAUCUCGCAUUGUAGUGAUCGGUGGCUCUUACGGCGGCCUAGCAACCAUUCAAAACAUUAUUGGGCUGCUGCAAGGAAGAGGACUGCUUCCGUCUCCGAUCCAGCAGAAGAUACCGGAAAUUUUACCUCUCCUGAGGCCACGCAUCACACUUUUAGAUAAACGGGAUGGGUUUUUUCAUACGAUGGGUGCUCCACUGGCCUUGACGGACCAGACCUAUGCCACAAAAGCUUGGACAUUGUAUAGAGACUGCAAUUUUCAGCAGUCAGGAGUUCAGUUUAUCCACGCUCGAGUGUUGUCCGUCAACCCGGACGAAAAGGUUGUGAAGUACCAGGACUUGGACAUGCGAUCGGAUACCCCCAGAGAAAUCUGCUAUGAUUUCCUGGUGACAGCUACUGGUACCUACAGACCUUCUCCGGUGGUUCCAGAUCAGUACACAAAACAGAAGUAUUUAGUGAGAAAUGGCGAACAUUUCAGGGAUCUUCAUGCAGUGGACGCACCGGUCAUAGUUGUCGGAGGAGGAGCCGUCGGCGUUGAGACGGCUGCCGAGAUGGCCCGUGCUUACCCUUCGAAGCGGGUUAUACUUGUUCAUUCCCGGCAGGAGCUCUUGUCGUCGGAGCCGUUACCCGCCGAGUACAAGAAUCGUGUCAAAUUUUUGUUGCAGCAAGCUAACAUAGAUUUAUACAUGGGGCGGCGAUUCAUCGACCAGACUCGAGUAUCCACUGACAAUGGCAAGUGUUCUGUGCGAGUGACCUUAUCGUCGGGCGAAGUCAUACAAGGCAGUACAACCAUAUUUUGCUUCGGCAGAGAAACCCCAAAUACAGAGUUUCUCCCACUGGAUUUUGUGAAUGAUGAGGGUUUUGUGGUGAUCAACCCAGAUCUUUCUUUUGCUGGACCGGGCCCGAACGCCCCCGACCACUUUGCGGUUGGAGAUGCUGCUUUGUGGAAUGGCAUUAAAAGUGUCGGUGGCGCAUUAUUCAUGGGACAGUGUGCGGCAAUCAAUAUUGUCGGCCGCAUCGGUGCACGAAAUGCGCACGAUAGGGCAUAUCAACUCAAACCGGUAGAAAUCCCAUCUUUUCCGCUACUCAUGUAUCUCGCCGUUGGAAAAAGUGCCGUGUCGCUAGAGCCGGAUGGGUCGGUCCGGAGUGGUUGCGAUAUCCACGACAUGUUUUUCGGUGAGGACUUGGGGCUACAGACCUUGGAAUACAUCAAUCAAUGA
Molecule: messenger RNA, 1224 nt
Organism: Aspergillus pseudonomiae
Lineage: Eukaryota; Fungi; Ascomycota; Eurotiomycetes; Eurotiales; Aspergillaceae
Exons: 5
Coding region: 1-1224 (407 amino acids)
Cellular component (GO): cytoplasm
Molecular function (GO): electron-transferring-flavoprotein dehydrogenase activity; flavin adenine dinucleotide binding
Source: RefSeq, a predicted model, not a curated record